Molecule: messenger RNA, 1719 nt
Organism: Mizuhopecten yessoensis (Yesso scallop)
Lineage: Eukaryota; Metazoa; Mollusca; Bivalvia; Pectinida; Pectinidae
Exons: 8
Coding region: 1-1413 (470 amino acids)
Source: RefSeq, a predicted model, not a curated record
AUGAAGUACUACGAACUAGCAGGUCCAGUUGGGAAUUUGGCUGCCGGAAAAACGGCCAUCCAAUCUUCAUUUUACGGCACUGACAGAACAUUCGGACCAGAAAAUGCUGUCGACUCGCGUCGGUACCCAUUCCAAAAUGAACUUGACCAUGAUCUAAAGUCGUGCUCUCACACUGCUUACCUGGGUGAGGAUGAUGAAGAUCACUCCCCGUUCUGGCAGGUUGACCUUGGAUCACGACAUCUUGUACUGUCUGUCUCUUUCCUUAGCAGGAUCGAAUGUUGUGGUGAACGCAACCAGCGCCUGAACAUCACCGUAGCAGAAACAGCCAAUGGACCGCGAGCUUUGUGUAUGUAUUACCCAGGACCUGCCUUCGUCGGAAAGAUGAAAACUUUUUUCUGUGAGAAACCAUUAUUUGGUCCAGUUGGGAAUUUGGCUGCCGGAAAAAAGGCCAUCCAAUCCUCAUUUAUCGGCACUGGCGCAGCAUUCAGACCAGAAGAGGCUGUCGACUCGCGUCGCUACCCAUUACAAAAUGAAGUUGACCCUAAUCUAAUGUCGUGCUCUCACACUGACCCCCUGGAGGACCAUUUUCCGUUCUGGCAAGUUGACCUUGGAUCACGACAUCUGGUAUUGUCUAUCUCUUUCCUUAGCAGGAUCGAAUGUUGUGUUGGACAAUAUCAGAGACGUGACCUUCGUUUCCUCUACUAUAUUUUAGGUGAACGCAACCAGCGCCUGAACAUCACCGUAGCAGAAACAGCCAAUGGACCGCGAGCUUUGUGUAUGUAUUACCCAGGACCUGCCUUCGUCGGAGAGAUGAAAACAAUCUUCUGUAAACGCAACCAGCGCCUGAACAUCACCGUAGCAGAAACAGCCAAUGGACCGCGAGCUUUGUGUAUGUAUUACCCAGGACCUGCCUUCGUCGGAGAGAUGAAAACAAUCUUCUGUCCGAUCGGCAAUUUGGCAGCCGGAAAGACAGCAAUUCAAACCUCUUAUCUUGGUUUGGACGAGACGUUUCACGCGAAUCGUGCUGUCGACUCACGUCGCUACCCAAAGCAAGAUGAAUUGGAUCUUAAUCUUAUAUCCUGUUCUCAUACGGCCGACACAGGCGAGUCUGAUGAAGAUAACACCCCAUACUGGCAGGUUGACCUAGGAUCACGACAUUUAGUGACGUCUGUCUCGUUUUUGAGCAGGAUCGAAUGCUGUGGUGACCGUAACCAGCGCCUGAACAUCACUGUAGCAGAAACAGCCACCGGACCCCGAGGUUUGUGUAUGUAUUACCCAGGACCCGCCUUCGUCGGACAAAUGAAAACGUUCUUCUGCGAGAAACCAGUGUUUGGUCAGUUUUUAAGAAUCUCGCGAGAUCGUGUCAACUUGAACACUUGCGAGAUCGAAGUGUAUGGUUACCCGCUAAACUAACAAUUUGCAAUGUAUUCCAUUGUAUUUUGAUGUUAAGGUAUUGGAAGGUUUAUGGCAUAGAAGUGAAUAUGUUUAUAUUAUACAGUUAGUGAGAUUUUAGCACCGAAAUCGCAGAUCAAUAUUACUUUUCAUUUUGAAGAACAUAAGAUCGCAUUCACUUGCUGAACAUCAGAUCAUUGAUAUUUUAUUUUAUGACUUUUCAUAAGAACAUAAUUUUUCAUAUAGCGGAUGCAAUUUUUGUUGAAUCGGAAGGUAAAUAAUGAAUGUAUCAUCUCCCUUGUUAGAAUUUUUGAAAAUCUUCAGCUA